AUGGGUAUCACCGACUUCUUCUCCGCCGCCUGGGACACAUUCGCCCUGCCUUCGGCCGAUGCCGAAGCUCCUCCCCAGGGUGGCACAUCGACUCAGACACCCGCCUCGGGCACCGACGAGGAGUCGAGCGAGGAGGCCGAGGUCAACAAGCAGGACGCCAAGUCGGACGAGUCCGACGAGCAGGGACACAGGCCCAGCGACGGCGGCGAUGACGAGGAUGAGGCCGAGGAGGAGGAAGAGGAGGAGGAGGAGCUCGUAGACCCAAAGGAGACUCUUGAGGAGGAGUGCCGCAACUCCAAGGAGUGCCACGGCCCCAAGCACCACUACGACGAGUGCGUCGAGCGCGUCACCGGCCAGAUCGACAACGACGGCAAGGCCAGCGAGGACUGCGUCGAGGAGUUCUUCCACCUCGUGCACUGCGCGACCGCAUGCGCUGCCCCCAAGCUCUUCGCUCAGCUCAAGUAA
Molecule: messenger RNA, 465 nt
Organism: Didymella exigua CBS 183.55
Lineage: Eukaryota; Fungi; Ascomycota; Dothideomycetes; Pleosporales; Didymellaceae
Product: Non-heme 11 kDa protein of cytochrome bc1 complex
Exons: 3
Coding region: 1-465 (154 amino acids)
Biological process (GO): mitochondrial electron transport, ubiquinol to cytochrome c
Source: RefSeq, a predicted model, not a curated record